GUGUGUGAGAUAGUGUGUGAGAGAGAGAGAGAGAGAGAGUGUGUGAGAUAGUGUGUGUGAGAGAGAAAGAGAGAGAGAGAGAGAGAGAGUGUGUGAGAUAGUGUGUGUGAGAGAGAAAGAGAGAGAGAGAGAGAGAGAGAGAGAGUAGAUGAGCGGUGAGGCGGCUGAGCUGCAUUUACUUCAAUGUGCACGAGGAAUAACUGCAGAUUUCAUCGCAUGUCAUAAUAAAUCCUCUUGUGUUCUUCAUAUUUCAGGAGGUUUACAGUGAAUGAGUGUAAAAGCAGCAGCUGAAUAACAGUGUCCAGAGAAGUGUCACAAUGUCUCUUCUCAACAGGACCGAAGACAACAUCUCCAUCGCUCCCUGGACCCCACAAUCAUCUUCAUCUUCAUCAUCUGUCCUCCCUCCAUCCCCAUCUUCAUUCGUCCCUCAGUCUAACUGCUCUGUGUCUUCAUCUCCCUCGUCUCCGCCGUAUAACUUCUACGCUGUGUUGUUGGUGUUGUUGAUCUUCUGUGUGGUGUUUGGCAACGUUCUGGUGUGUGUGGCCGUGUCGAGAGAAAAAGCGCUGCAGACAACAACCAACUAUCUCAUCGUGUCUCUGGCUGUGUCUGAUCUGCUUUUGGCCUCGCUGGUGAUGCCCUGGGGCGUCUAUCUGGAGGUUGUGGGUGAAUGGAGGUUCAGUCGGAUUCACUGUGAUGUUCUGCUCACGCUGGAUGUGAUGAUGUGCACCGCCAGCAUCCUGAACUUAUGUGCCAUCAGCAUUGACAGGUAUACGGCUGUGGCAAUGCCCUUACUGUACAACACACGGUACAGCUCCAGGAGACGAGUGGCACUCAUGAUCGCUGUCGUCUGGUUCCUCUCGUUUGCCAUAUCAUGUCCACUGCUGUUCGGUCUCAACAACACGGCCAGUCAGGAAGGGAGAGAUUGCAGUUUUGCUGAUCCUGCGUUCGUAAUUUAUUCAUCCGUCGCAUCAUUUUACGUGCCCUUCAUUGUGACACUGCUGGUGUAUGUGCAGAUCUGCGUGGUUCUGCGCAGACGGGGCAGACGCACAGCACCUUCACGCAGACACGGCCUUCAUCCACAAACCGGAGAUGGACAGAGACGUGGCAAAAAUAAGUGUACUCAUCCAGAGGACGUCAAGUUGUGUACUGUCAUUGUGAAGCCGCCUACAGAUGCUCCACAGCGCAAGAAAGUGACAUUGGCGACGGAGGCGCUGGUUCAUCCUCUGGAGGUGGAGCCUGUGUGUUUUCUGAGUCAGGAGAGAGAGCAGACGCAGCGGCCGGGACGAGCAAGAAUCUCUCUCUCGGUGUCUGUAGCGCCCAGCCCCACCCGCCCCUGCUCCACACGCUCGGCCCCGGACCCUCACAGGACCACCCUGCAGGAGGAUCUGCGCGGACGGCCGGGCUGGAGAGAGCAACAUGCCGAAAGAGAGAAAGCAGCCACAGCCAAAGAGAGAGCGAGAGGAAGAUUAUCACAGCAGAAAGAGAGAAAAGCCACUCAGAUGCUGGCUUUUGUUUUAGGCGUGUUCAUCAUCUGCUGGCUGCCGUUCUUUCUGACGCACGUGUUGAAGGCUCACUGCGGCACCUGCUGCAUCUCUCCGUCUCUCUACAGCGCCGUCACAUGGCUGGGUUACCUGAACAGUGCCGUCAACCCCGUCAUCUACACAACGUUCAACAUCGAGUUCCGCAAGGCCUUCAUUAAAAUCCUGCACUGCUGACAGAGAACUCCAUGAGAAUCACAAACACCAAACUGAAGAAAAGCUGUGGGUUGAUCACACUCGACUCUAUUCUGUGGAGCUCUGAUCAGCUCUGAUGUUUUCUUAUGGUGCUGUCAAAGUAAAAACACAAGUGUCUGUUGAGGUGCACUCUACCUCUUUCUCUUACUUUACACUACAUCUCUGUGAAAUGGUUUUAUACUUCUUUGUCUUUUCUUCUGAACUGCUGGAGCAUGAUGUAAUGUGCACACAAUUGUGAAUAACACAGACGAAAGGAGAGCACUUAAACAACAACACACAAUUAAUGCUGUCUAAACAAUCCCAAGGUGUCGUAAAGGUUGAUAAAGAAAUGUAUAGAAAAUUGAGAGUCUGCCUGAUGUUAUCAUUGUGUCUGAAUAGCAGGAGGUUCAUUUACAGCCGGUUG
Messenger RNA from Triplophysa dalaica, 2136 nucleotides. It is a transcript of the gene drd2l, whose product is annotated as dopamine receptor D2 like. The transcript has 8 exons. Gene Ontology annotation, cellular component: glutamatergic synapse; presynaptic membrane. Gene Ontology annotation, biological process: adenylate cyclase-activating adrenergic receptor signaling pathway. Gene Ontology annotation, molecular function: G protein-coupled receptor activity; dopamine neurotransmitter receptor activity, coupled via Gi/Go. The record is from RefSeq and is a predicted model, not a curated record. Bases 318 to 1715 code for a protein of 465 amino acids. NCBI's taxonomy places the organism in Eukaryota, Metazoa, Chordata, Actinopteri, Cypriniformes, Nemacheilidae.